Molecule: messenger RNA, 4677 nt
Organism: Venturia canescens
Lineage: Eukaryota; Metazoa; Arthropoda; Insecta; Hymenoptera; Ichneumonidae
Product: protein bric-a-brac 2-like
Exons: 6
Coding region: 577-1971 (464 amino acids)
Biological process (GO): regulation of transcription by RNA polymerase II
Cellular component (GO): nucleus
Molecular function (GO): DNA binding; protein binding
Source: RefSeq, a predicted model, not a curated record
CUUGGUCCUUUCUUGCGCAUCUUACGCGUUUUCCCGAAGGAAAAUGGCUCCCAUCUGUCACUCGGUCGUAAAAGUCUAAUUCAUAAAAAGGAAAUCCUCGGCAAUAAACCCCCACCAAUUGGUAGUCCAUUAGCAAUAAACAAACGAGGAUCGAAGUAAUGAGCGUGGAAUUACAUGAUACGCAGUUGCGAUUAGUGAACGUUAUUAAAAAACGUGAUAGGGUGUUUGAGCUUAAAAAGAGGGCGAGAAGGGGGUGGGAGAGUGAGCAAAGCGCAAAGUGAAUUCUCGUUGGUGCCAUGAAAACUUGUAACGAGUGAAAAAUACUGUUUACAUUACUGCAUAAAUCGAAUAAACGAAUGAGGACCAUAAUUCUCACGUUACAAUUAAAAAAACAAAAAAAAAGGACUAUCAUUGAAAAGGGUAUCGUAUUGUUAGGACGCUUGAUUUCGAGCUUGCCGAAUAAGCGCCGUGUUUGACAAUUUCUUCGAGUGGAUACGGGGGAGAUCGUUUAAUCGACCCACCAAACCGCACGCACAUUCAACUUUAAUUUAUCCGAGCCUCCCCAACUACAGCAGCAUGGGUUCCAGUCAACAGUUCUCCCUCAGAUGGAACAAUUAUCUCAAACACAUAACUUGCGCCUUUGACACUUUGCGCACCGACGAAGACCUCGUCGACGUCACUCUCAGCUGUGAGGGAAAACGCAUCAGGGCCCACAAAAUGUUGCUUUCUGCGUGUAGUACAUAUUUCCGGGAUUUGUUCAAGGAGAAUCCUUGUCAACAUCCAGUUAUCAUAUUUCGUAAUGUAAAAUUUGAUGAUCUCGCGGCACUCGUUGACUUCAUGUACCAGGGAGAAGUCAACGUUGUACAGGAGCAGUUAGCCAGUUUUUUGACAACUGCGGAACUUCUGGCGGUACAAGGGCUGACUGACGGCACUGGAAAAGAUAGCGAUAGUAUAGUUGAGGAUGAUGUGGAAAUUCCUAAUGAACCCGAAGUCCAACUACAAAACGCGGCCGGCAAACCAAUGACGAACAGCAAGGGCAAUAAAUCCCCCUCCUCCCCCUUGCCCUUCCAGUCGGUUGAUGUACAAUCCGAAGCCACGCCACCCACGAAGCGACGGAAAUGCCGUGAGAAUCGUAGUCUAAAUGCGGACAAAUCACAACGUGAAAAUAACGCGAAUACGACAAAGGACAGCGAAAAAACAACUGAUAAUCAGGCAAACGCUUCGGGAUCCGAUCCCGUUGAAAUAAUACCACUCAUGCCAAAUUUCAAACUAGAAAUGCCCGAGUACAUGGAACAAGAUGGCAGUAGUUGUAGUUACGAAGAACAAAACGCCGGCGACAGUUCAGUCAACAAAUUGGUAGCUGAAGAAACAACCUCGAAUACUAUUGAACAUGAACAUAAACCAGACAUCAGCCAGACUUUCUAUUCGGUUAAUCAAACGGAUGUACUCGAAGGAAAGCGCGCAUCGACGGAUAUCGGACAUCUUCUAUCGAAGCCAGGCACAUCAGGAGAGAGGCUAGGACAGGAAGCAGCACAGGAUUCACGUACAUUGGUCAUCGAACAACCGUCGCAUGCGUGCAAACUCUGCGGUAAAUCAUUUUGGAAUCGGGACUCAAUGUAUAAACACAUGAACAUGCAUAAGGGAACGACACAGUGUCCCGUAUGCCACAAAGUACUCAGCCGUACGACGCACAUGAAGCGUCAUUUAAAGAAUCGUCACGGCUGGUUGGGAUUCGGAAGUUUAACGUCAGAUAACGUUCGUAAUCCAUCCCAAUUAAUGAGCAAUGUGACAGGGGCGACACCAACGACAACAACGACGAGCGGUGCAACCACGACACUCGCUCAACAGCCCCAACAGACCAACACAAACAAUACUACUUCGUCGAGCGUCGAUCCGAGCGCACCAACGUUUACAACGAUACGGAUUAGAGAAAGCAGCGUCGAGAGAAUCACCUCUAGUCCUAUUCCUUAAUGUGAAUAAUCAGCCAAAGAUAACAACACGAUUUUAACCAUUCAAACGACUACAACCAAACAAAACGUCUAAGAAAACUAAUGCUAAAAGAUAUACGCGCCGUAUUAUGUCUUGCCUGAAUUUUUUUAUCAGUCAAACCGAAUACGAAUGCGUUUUAAUCAAUAUCUAUGAUUUAUAGAAAAGUCAUGAAAAGAAAGGGAAAAAAACGCAACCAACUUGUCGCACUAGUCAUUCGUACGCAUAUGUAUAUAAGUACCAAAUUAUGACUAUAUUUAAUUCUAUAUGAAUGUGUGUGCGUGUGCGUGAACGUGUGUUUGAGCGUGUGUAUAUAUUAAUAAAUAGGGGUUAUGUGUACCGUUCGAGCCGGCGCACACUAGGCCGGGUCGCAUCGUAUUUUUCGAAUCGCUUUUUAACGGCCGGCACGCACUGGGCCGGGCUCGGCCGCAUGUCGCACUUUUUCAAUUACUUUCAUGCAUUUUUAAUGUAAUACACUGGCAAAAGAGGCGUUUUUUUUUUAAUUUUCUUUCGGUUCAACUUUUCGGUGGCACAAGGAAAAUAAACAGUUUUUAAUCUCAGUAAUAUAUUUUGGAUAUAGCUCGCUUAUUACGAAAAGUUAAGAGCGCGGGAUUUCGUUCCCAGUGCGACGUGACGCGAUGCGGCCCGGCCCGCCUCUAGUGGCCGCCCUCCGCAUUUUCAAGUGCUUCGCUAUACGGCCCGCUCCGCCGUUAGUGUGCGCGAGCCUUUACACAAAAAGGAAGAAAAUGCCACACACACAUCACGAGAAUUUGCCACACUUCGCAUGCAACAUACUUUUUUUGGGUUACGUUACAACUAUUUUUUGUUUAUCUUGCCCUUUUGACGUCAACCAAAGACCACGCGAUCGAUAAAGAGCGAUAUCGUUUUUCUAGUCACCUAAUUUCUCGGUACUUAAACGUAGUCUAAGGAGGAAUGUGCAUUUUUCACACGAAAAUAUAUUGAAUUUGUUUUAUUUUAUUUUAUUUUUUUUUCAUUUCGUUUAUGAACGUCGAUAAUCGAUUACGACUUGGAUUACUAGAUUUUCAAUGAUGGAGGAAUAUUCGCACUAGUCGUGGAAACUGCCAAACGCGAUUGACGACUGUUCAAUCGUCUGGAGAGCCCUAGUAGCAAUUUUUGAUUUUUUCGAUUCGUGUUUUAGUCAUGUUUAAAAAUAAAACAAAAAAUAAAUAGACUGUGACCUUUGAUUCGAAUGUUUUUGAAUCGAUCGAACUCGGAGAGUCCGGAUAGGAGGGUCGGGGAGCGAUGCACAUGAGUUUGUAGGUUAUAAACACAUGAAAUAUAAACGGUCGAGAAAGGACUCGAUCAACCUUGCCAAAUUUUGAGCAAACUAAUAAUAAUGAAGGGCGUUCUUAUUUUCGAAUGAGAACCCUUCACGGUUAUGGUAUUUUGACAUUUACUCAAGAUGAUAAUAAAGUAUAAUUCUUACGAGUUCACCAACUUGCCAAAAAAUGAGUUUUUUGUUUGUUAUAAUUUCAUCCACCGAUGACGAAAUAUUGUUUUUUCUCUGCGAGAGGAGGUUAGAAAAAGGACAGGAGGAGAGCGUAACCAAGUUUUUUUUGUUCUUCGGGUGUCGCGAAUGAUUUUUUUCUUUUGUUUUCAAGUUAUCGCCAUUUCUUUGUUGCCAUUGAUUAUUAUUAUUUUCAUUUGUUUAUUAUUUUUACGAAUAUAUGGAGUUCGAGGGGAAAAGUGUAGAGGGAGAAGAGCGUUGCUCUGAGUCUAAUAUCACGUGCAAUUUUGCUUUAAGAAAAACACCGUGGCAAUAGACAGACCACUUGAAUUAUCGUUCCGUGUCUCAGUCGUAGCCAUAUAAAUUCAUUAUUAUUCGUUUGACGUGUGUAAAACCCCGAAAAUAAUGAUAAAAGGAGGAAAAAACACAUAAAAAAAAGAAAAAUAACCACCAAAGUUUAGCUUGUAUUUCGAGUUUAAGAUAUAUUUGUUUGGUGUAUAUUUCAUUUGGUAUCGUGAAUUAUAUCGAAAGAAAAAGAAAUGAGGCAAACGUAGUCCGGAGAGAGAACUACGAAAAAUACAAUUCACUGCGUUUUACCAGCUCUACCAUAAUAUAUAAAUAGAUAUAUUAUAUAUACAUGCAUAAAUAUAUAUUUCUUAUGGACCGAGAGAUUUGUUUCUGGACGUCAUUUAUUCAGGAUUAUUUUUUUUUUUUUAUACGAAGUUCCCUACCGAUUGAUCGUUUUAUACGGGUUUAAAAACGUACAAAGAAAUAUGUAACUGCAUAUAUAUUUCGUGACGCGUACAGUAACCCUCGGUAGAUCAAAAACUCAAUGUUAUUUUGUUAUAAAAACGAAGAAAAAGGAAAUAAAAACUCGACUACAACCAAACGAAUGUGCACAUUCCUCAAUAAAAAAAUGAAAGAAUGAAAGAAAAAAUAAAACAAAAGCGAAAAAAAGUAAAAUACGAAAUAAGUACAAGAUUGCCAAUUUAUUAGUUUAAACAGCGUCGAUACGAUCGAUAAAUUAUGUUUCUUUAGUUAAUUAUUUAUGAAAAACAGCCACAACAAAAUCGGAAAAGUGAAAUAAACGAACGGAGAUGAUUACAUCUAUUUAAGGUAUUAAGUAACCCUAUGUUCGGCUUAUAUAGCAGGCAAAUAAUGUAAGUGAACAUCUGUGUGAAUAAAGUUUAAAAAUUUAAAUUAAUCGACGCAGCAAACAACAA